AGGGUUGCUAUUCCGCGAUUGAAGAGGUCUGAGGAUGGGCGCGACGCCUACAAGGCCAGACAACGAGUCUCGCGAGCGUGUGCACAUUGCCAGUCUCAGAAGACCAAAUGCACCGGUGACAGGCCGCGUUGCAAGCGUUGCGAGACUACAGAUCAUGAGUGUGUGUAUAUUAUGCUCAAAAAGGACAGGCUGAAGAUUGCCACGGAUGUAUGUCAGCAGAUGGCUACGCUCCUAAUGAGGAUGAGAGCCUACGCGACCGCGGAAGAUAACACUGAAAUUGGUAAAGCGCUUGAAGCCAUGAAAGACAUCUACUCACCCGUACGAAACGAAUCCAUCCCGGAAAUUCAUACAUCUUUGGAGUCUGAAGCAAGGCCACCUGAAGCAUCGAUUGUAGUUUCUGAUCCAGACGGUAGCCGCAAUGUGUCAGACAAUAUCAACGAGGCAUCGCAUCGGUACAUCGUUUGCGGGAGCGAUCGAGUUGCUUCCCUCAACGAGAAUCUACACGCAAAUAAUAGUGCUUCUGCCACUGGAUACAUCGGCAUGAGCUCAGAAGUGCGAUGGCUGCGCAGUAUCGCAGAAAAUCGGUCACAACAGGCUGGAAACAGAAGGGAAUCAUUCCCGCACUUGGAAAGGCACGAGCCGCUUGAAUCACGGGCGAGGUUGCUCUCCUAUUGGACUGACAGCGCAGGUGUCAGUCGCAUAGAUACUAACAUUAACCCGCACGAGCUACCACCGCCCGGACUCGCCAAGAAGCUUCUAUCGUGCUAUCUGCUCAAAGUCCAAGACUCGUUCCCAAUCCUUCCUCGUACGACGUUUGAAAGCCAAUUUCGCCUUUACUUCGAAGCUCUACAUCACGGCAACCCGCCUCGCCUGGCUCCUUUGUGGCAGGCAAAACUCAACCUUGUAUUUGCCAUCGGUGCACAGUAUCUAGUCCUGGCACAUGCUGGACAGUAUGCUGACAAAUGCGAUCCCCUUGUAUUCUACGCAAGAGCUGAUGCGUUGUUGCCCGGCGGGAUCGAACAAACGGGAUCUGCGGACGUACCUAGGAUCCAGUACCUCGGACUCCUGUCUUUCUAUCAUUUGUGUACUGGGCAGGUCAGCCGAGCAUGGAACAUCAUUGGCACAGCCCUUCGCCUGGCGUGCUCUCUAGGCUUACAUCUUCGAAACGAAGAUCGCUCUGCUUCUCAGGCGAAACAAGAAGCACUUUCGCGCGUGUGGUGGAGCCUCUAUUCCCUUGAGCACUUGCUCAGCACUGUGACUGGUCGUCCCAGCAUGGUCGAAGACAUGUACUGCUCAGUGUCGGUAAUAGGUCCUGUUGCAGGAGCCUAUACUCCUAGCGGAACAGAAGACAUGUUUUGGAUAGGCAAACCGAGUACAAGUCCCUUCCCCGUAAAUGCCGAUCUCGUCAGUAAUUCCGGUCGAACUCAGUACGCCGUAACCAAUCUCGGGUUCGUAGAAUCAGGCUCUGCGACAGCUUUCGCGGCUUCUGUUCAGUUAUCCAUCAUCACGCAGGCAAUCUUGUCGUCUCUGUAUCCUGCGGUCGAUCCUGCCAGAUCUGGUGAUGAGAUGCAGCAGGUAAUGACGAGAUUUGAACGACGUCUCGACCAAUGGAUAGAGUCACUUCCCAACAGACUGAACUUCGAACAGCUGACCGACGUACUAGACACUGAUCGAGAUCGCGAACGCGUGCUACUUGGUUUCCAGUUGUCUAGUGCAAGGAUAUUGCUUGGGCAACAAUGCUUCCACGCUUACAUAUGGAGGCAGACUCUGCCAAUGCAUUACGAGGCACGAUUUGCCUGCAAGAUAAGCAGCAUCUGUCUCAAUGCCGCGAAGGCGAUCAUCAACUUUCUUCCAGACGAGCCGUGUGCUGACUUCAUAUACAACCAAUGUCCGUGGUGGUGCUUCGUUCAUCAUCUAAUGCAAGCGGUUUCGAUCUUUCUGCUCGGCUUAUCAGAUCUAUGUAUAUCACCAGAAGAUGGUAUGUCGCUACAGAGUUAUGUCAAUAAGACGAUUGGAUGGCUACAAGUCAUGGAUAAUGCCGUGGCUCACCGGGCGGACCAAACCGUCAGACAUUUGCUCUCCUUGGAAGUUACAGGUACAUGAUAGCAAGCUGGAUAUUCACCCCUGCAUAUUUUCCACAAAUUGGUGUUCCUGCAACCAAGCCGCCCUCAAGAUCUUGUGCCUGUGAUGAUCGUGUGUGAGGGUGGUAGAAGCGCGGCACAGCAAGAGCAGGUCUGUCUUGAUGCAGCUCCGCAGCAAGAUCGGUGCUC
Molecule: messenger RNA, 2270 nt
Organism: Boeremia exigua
Lineage: Eukaryota; Fungi; Ascomycota; Dothideomycetes; Pleosporales; Didymellaceae
Product: C6 transcription factor-like protein
Exons: 4
Biological process (GO): DNA-templated transcription; regulation of DNA-templated transcription
Molecular function (GO): DNA-binding transcription factor activity, RNA polymerase II-specific; zinc ion binding; DNA binding
Source: RefSeq, a predicted model, not a curated record